This is a messenger RNA of Suncus etruscus (white-toothed pygmy shrew), 1769 nucleotides long. It is a transcript of the gene TRIM26, whose product is annotated as tripartite motif containing 26. Bases 38 to 1684 code for a protein of 548 amino acids. The transcript has 7 exons. Gene Ontology annotation, molecular function: zinc ion binding; protein binding. The record is from RefSeq and is a predicted model, not a curated record. Lineage: Eukaryota; Metazoa; Chordata; Mammalia; Eulipotyphla; Soricidae.
AAAGCACCUACCUGGGAGAGACACUUCUAAGUACAGUAUGGCCAUGUCAGCCCCACUGCGGACCCUGGAAGAGGAGGUGACCUGCUCCAUCUGCCUUCAUUACCUACGGGACCCUGUGACUAUUGACUGUGGUCAUGUCUUUUGUCAAAGCUGUACUACUGUCAUCCGCCCUGUCUCAGGGGGCUGCCUUGUCUGUCCACUCUGCAAGAAGCCUUUUAAGAAGGAGAACAUGCGACCCGUGUGGCCACUGGCCAGCCUUGUGGAGAGUAUUGGGCGGCUGAAGGUGGACAAGGGCUUCAAGCAACAGAGCAAAAUGACCCAGCAACAGCAGGACACAAAGUUGUGUGAGCGGCACCAGGAGAAGCUGUACUACUACUGUGAGAAGGAUGGGAAGCUGUUGUGUGUGAUGUGCAGGGAGUCCUGGGAGCAUAGGUCUCAUAAGGCUAUCUUGGUGGAGAAGGCCGCCCAGCCCCUCAGGAAAAAAAUCCUGAGUCACCUGAGUACCCUAAGGAAAGACAGAGACAAAAUUCAGGAAUUUCAGAAGAAAGGAGAGGCUGAUAUCAAGGCUAUCCUGAAGACGCUACGGGACCAGAAGAAAGACAUCAUGGCUGAGUUUGAAAAGAGCCACCAGUUCCUGAAGGACCGAGAGCAGCACCUACUGGAUCAGCUGGCAAAACUGGAGCAGGAGGCCACAGAGGAUGGGGAAAAGUACAAGGCCAAGGGCAGUGCAGAACUUGAACGGCUGGCACUGGUCAUCUCUAAACUGGAGAGCAAAGCACAGCAGCCAGCUGCAGAAUUCAUGCAGGAUACCAAAAACUUCGUGAACAGAUACCCACGGAAGAAGUUCUGGUUUGGAAAAGCCAUUGAUCAGGUGGUAAAGAAAAGGACAGAAGAACUCUCAGAGAAACUUCUGUUUCUGCAGCAAGACCUGAGAGAAUUCCAAGGGAAACUGCUGAGAGACUUAGAAUAUCAGAGAGUGAGUGUCACCCUGGACUCGCGGUCAGUCAGCAGGUACCUUCAGCUGUCAGACAACGGGAAGUGUGUGACCUACAGCAGCCUAUAUCAGAAUAUGUACCCAUACCCUCAGCAGUUUGAUUGUGAGCCAGGGGUACUGGGCAGUAACAGCUUCACCGGGGGCAAAGUCUACUGGGAAGUAGAGGUGGAAAGGGACAGUUGGUCUGAGGAUGAAGUGGAGCAGGGAGAGGAAGAAGAAGAGGAAGAGGAAGAGGAGGAAGAAGAGGAAGAGGAGGAAGAAGAGGAAGAGGAGGAAGAAGAGGAGGGUGAAUAUGAUAACUGGGAAACAGAUGAGGAUGAGGAAUCAGAGGAAGAAGAGGAAGAGGAGGUAGGAGAAGAGGAGGAAGUUCAGGAAAGCUGCAUGGUAGGAGUGGCCCAAGACUCUAUGAAGAGGAAGGGAGAACUCUCCCUACGGCCAGAAGAUGGGGUGUGGGCAUUGCGCCUCUCUUCAGGGGGCAUCUGGGCCAACACUCACCCUGAGGCUAAACUCUGCCCAUUGCUUCGACCCCGGAGAAUAGGAAUUGCUCUGGAUUACGAAGGGGGCACUGUGACUUUUACUAAUGCAGUGUCACAAGAACUCAUCUACACCUUCUCCACUACUUUCACUCGUCGCCUAGUCCCCUUCUUGUGGCUUCGGUGGCCAGGAACACGUCUCCUGCUGAGACCUUGAGCCCUGUUGUCAGCCAUCAGUCAGCCACUGAUACUUCACUUCUCUGGAGCUCCGACACUCUGAUCAGUCAGGAGCUGUGCUGGCC